Molecule: messenger RNA, 3395 nt
Organism: Neoarius graeffei (lesser salmon catfish)
Lineage: Eukaryota; Metazoa; Chordata; Actinopteri; Siluriformes; Ariidae
Gene: hells
Product: helicase, lymphoid specific
Exons: 23
Coding region: 311-2857 (848 amino acids)
Biological process (GO): lymphocyte proliferation; negative regulation of gene expression via chromosomal CpG island methylation; pericentric heterochromatin formation
Cellular component (GO): nucleus; pericentric heterochromatin
Molecular function (GO): ATP binding; chromatin binding; ATP-dependent chromatin remodeler activity
Source: RefSeq, a predicted model, not a curated record
GUGUUACACAGCUGCACGCUGUCUCACUGCGCGGGUUCCCGGGCUAGUUUGGUUUGUAUCUUUUAAAAAAAAGGUCGCUAUUUGGUUUUAUUCAGCUGAGAAUUUAGUAUUUUUUUAAUUUGGGAGUGCAAUCUGCUUCUUUAACGAUAAACUAGCGGCAGAAGUGUAUUUUCCCAGAAGGUUAUAGGUAUAACUUCACAAUAUUGGGUAAAAGAAAACAAACAAACAAACAAACCUAAAGAGCAGCGUGUUUGAGUCCUGAGGCAGCUGACACAAACUUAUUUUCCUGAGUCCAGAGUCAGCAGCUGAAAUGAGUGUGAGUGUUAAAGAAGAGGCUCGCAGUGUGUCUCCUCUUUGUCCCAAACACAGUGAAAGUGAGGAGCCAGAAGGAGCUGCAAUGAAGGUUUCUACUGCAGUACAAGGCCAGUUUGAAGAGGUGCUCAUAACCGAGGAAAUGGCUGAGAUGGAAAGGAAUUUACAGGAAGAAGGGGAGAGAAAGGAGAGAGAGAUGAUGGAAAAGGCGAGACAGUCCUGGGAAAAAGACACUCAGGAAAUGCGUUUUAAGAGGCUGCAGCAUCUUUUGGAGAAAAGCAACAUAUACUCCAAAUUUCUGCUUACUAAAAUGGAACAGCAGCAGCAGGAGGAGAAAAUAAGGAAGGAGAGACUGGAAAAGAAAGCAGUAAUGAAAAAGGCCAGUGGCAAGAAGACAGGAAAAGUCGAGAGGAAGAAGAGAGAGAGGGAGGAAGAUUAUAAAAUAGCUGAUAUUAUAUCCAAAGAGGAGAUUUUGUCAAAAGCCAAGAAACAGAAGGUGGAUGAGGAGGCUCAAAGCCAGAAGAAACUCGAGGCAGAAGAUAUAGAAAAACUGAGUGACUCGAACUCUGAUAUAAAAGGGCGACUGUCUGAGGUUGUGCGGGAAAAUGUUAAAGAGAUGCUGGAUCCAGUAAGGAAAGUGAAUGGGCAGCCUGUGCCUUUGCAGCAACCCAAACUCUUUACCGGUGGCGUGAUGAGGUGGUACCAGGUGGAGGGAAUUGAAUGGCUGAGGAUGCUUUGGGAGAAUGGAAUAAAUGGUAUUCUGGCUGAUGAGAUGGGACUGGGAAAGACCAUACAGUGCAUUGCUCAUAUUGCAAUGAUGAUUGAGAAGAAAGUCCUGGGACCAUUCUUGGUUGUAGCUCCUCUGUCCACUCUGACCAACUGGAUUAGUGAGUUCAGGCGCUUCACUCCAGAGGUGUCUGUAAUGCUUUACCAUGGCUCACAGAAAGAGAGAAUAGACCUUGUCAAGAAAAUCCGCAAGCCUGAGGGUUCCCUGCAUAUGUGCCCUGUUGUUGUGACUUCAUUUGAAAUUGCCAUGAUUGACAGGAAGUAUCUUCAGCGUUUCCAGUGGAAAUACCUGAUUGUGGAUGAGGGUCACAGGAUAAAGAACUUGAACUGUCGUUUAAUACGAGAGUUGAAAAUGCUUCUGACUGAAAACAAACUGCUGCUGACAGGAACUCCUUUGCAGAAUAAUCUUUCUGAGCUGUGGUCUUUGCUUAACUUCCUUCUCCCCGAUGUCUUUGAUGACUUAAAGAGUUUUGAGUCAUGGUUUGACUUCAGCACCAUCACCUCAGAUGUUGAGAAUCUUGAACGAGAACAAAACGUUCUGUGUAUGCUUCACCAGAUUCUCACACCCUUUCUGCUGAGGCGACUGAAAUCAGAUGUGACUUUGGAUGUUCCGCCAAAGAAAGAGAUUGUGGUAUAUGCUCCAAUGACAGCCAAGCAGGAUGCCUUUUACAGGGCUAUUGUUGACAAAACCAUUGCAAAGGUGCUUGGUCAGGAAAAGGAUGAGACUGCACCAGUACAACGGUCAUCCACUGGGCGACCUAAACGUAGAUCUCGGAAGGUGGUAGACUAUUCUGAAAGCAAGGACUCUCCACAUGACCUAGAAAAAUACAUUGAAGCAGUUCAAAAGGAGAUGGAAAGUCAGCAGGAGUUUGCUCCUCUGGUAGACAUUCAGAUGCCUAUUGAUGCCCAGAUCAACCUCAAGCUACAGAACAUCCUGAUGCUCUUGAAGCGAUGCUGUAAUCAUCCUUAUCUCAUUGAAUAUCCUCUUAUCCCUGGAACUCUGGAAUUUAAGAUCGAUGAGCAACUGGUGGAGACAUCAGGGAAGUUCUUAAUUCUUGACCGAAUGCUUCCUGAACUGAAAAAACGAGGACAUAAGGUCCUAAUUUUCAGCCAGAUGACUUCUAUAUUGGACAUCCUAAUGGACUACUGUUGCCUCCGGGGAUACGAGUACAGCCGACUAGAUGGGAGCAUGAAAUAUACUGACCGAGAAGAGAAUAUAAAGAAGUUCUUCUCAGAUCCAGAGGUCUUCCUCUUUCUCCUGAGCACGCGAGCUGGAGGCCUCGGGAUCAACCUUACAGCUGCAGAUACAGUCAUCAUAUUUGACAGCGACUGGAACCCUCAGGCAGACUUGCAGGCUCAAGAUCGGUGUCACCGUAUUGGACAAACCAAGCCUGUAGUGGUGUACCGUCUCAUCACAAUAAACACUAUUGAUGAGAAGAUCCUGGAAAGGGCAUCUGCUAAGAGGAAACUAGAGAAGAUGGUGAUUCAUGAAAAGAAGUUUAAAGGGGGGAAAGCUGAUCUAAAGCAGUCUAGAAGCCGUGUGGAUAUGAAUGAACUGAUGGACAUGCUGAAGGCCAGCGAUUAUGACAGGGCAGUAAAGAGCACUAAAGGCAAGGUCAUCAGUGACAAAGAUCUGGAGAUUUUGCUUGACCGCAGUGACCUUUUGGAUCGAGACAAAAAGAGUGUUCACCAAGAGAAGGAUGGCGUGUUCAGGGUGGUUGACACUAAGAAAGAGAACGGAGAGAUUUGUCUGUCAUAAAUGGCCAAUGAGGAAGAAAGUGUACGUGUGACAAAGUAGAUGGCACUAGUCAAGUGAACUGUGGUCUCAAUCUGCUGUUUAUAAAAACUGUAUAGUCUUUUGCUAGUUAUUACUGCUAAUCCUUCCUGUUUUUUGCAUUGCUGCUCUAAUUUUGUCAUAUAGUGACUUUGAACAAUUGUCUGUAAUCUCAGAAGACUGGUGGUUUUGUUCAGAUUUAGAUUAAACACUGCUACCAUGAUACUCGUCUCCAUAGAAUGCAGUGUACUUUACUAAAAGUUUGGGAAAUGCCAGUGGGAAUUUGUACUUGUUGCACCUUAAAUCCUUCUGGGAUGUUGAUGUUCUCUAUUUUAAAACCAGUUCUUGUUAAACUGUCAUCUACCCUUCUGUGCAUUUCAGUAAUUCCACAGAAGGGAUGUUAGCUCAAAGCACUUUGAAAAGGACGUUGUUUCAGGUCCUGCUUAAAAUGAACCAUGAUGUUUUGCUUCAAUUUAUUUUUCAUGUCUACAAAAUUUAAUAAAUGUAGUUUUGUAUAGCAAAA